AUGGAGGAACCCAAAUGUAACAUUCUGUAUGAACAUAUGAACGAGGAAAAAAAAAUAAAGCUAAUAAAUGUGGCAAAGGAAGUGUACCACAACAUAAAUAACAAUAAAAUAAAUUCCUGGAGAUGCGCAACGAUAGCUUUGCGAGACAGAAUAAAAGAAAUUUUCGAAUAUAAUGAAAAGGGGUGGCAUAUUAUUAUAGGAUAUAAGUUUGGCUUCUUCUGUACACACGAAGUGUACAAUGCGUUACAUUUUAAGUUAGAUCACGUGGAGUUUCUCAUUUUCAAGCACGGCUAA
Messenger RNA from Plasmodium coatneyi, 294 nucleotides. Its product is annotated as Dynein light chain. The coding region runs from base 1 to 294 and encodes 97 amino acids. The transcript has a single exon. The record is from RefSeq and is a predicted model, not a curated record. NCBI's taxonomy places the organism in Eukaryota, Apicomplexa, Aconoidasida, Haemosporida, Plasmodiidae. Gene Ontology annotation, cellular component: dynein complex. Gene Ontology annotation, biological process: microtubule-based process.